Didymosphaeria variabile is the source of this 1626-nucleotide messenger RNA. RefSeq lists its product as uncharacterized. Lineage: Eukaryota; Fungi; Ascomycota; Dothideomycetes; Pleosporales; Didymosphaeriaceae. Gene Ontology annotation, biological process: transmembrane transport. Gene Ontology annotation, cellular component: membrane. The record is from RefSeq and is a predicted model, not a curated record. The transcript is spliced from 3 exons. Bases 1 to 1626 code for a protein of 541 amino acids. Gene Ontology annotation, molecular function: transmembrane transporter activity.
AUGGCGGCGGCUGAGACGCUCUCUGCGCGCGCCUCGCUCGAGGAAGGAGCGCCCCUCCUAUCGGCCACGGAGCCCGCCUCGCGCGAAUCCUCACCCGCACCGCUGCCCGAACGGAGCACGAAGAAGAAGCCGUGGAAAUUCCUCGUCUUCCUCGUCUUCGUGCUCAUUACCAUUGUCGACGUAGGCGCCUUCCUCGCCGAGCCGCCCAAAACCCGCGUCUUCGAAGCGAACAUCUGUCUGCGAUGGUACGAGGAGAAUGACCCCUCCAAGGUUGGCAACGAUGGCGCCGUGCCCGAGGCGCUGUGCAAGAUCGACGAGGUGCAGCAGAAGUUGGCCAUGAUCUUUGGCUGGCAGGACACAUUCGAUGCGAUACCGGGCCUCCUGUUGGCGAUACCUUUUGGUGCUCUCGCCGAUAAAUGGGGCAGGAAGUGGAUUUUCGUCGCGUCCCUGGUUGGACUGCAGCUCAACUCUGCCUGGAUACUCUUCAUCUGCUACUUCCGUAGCCUGCCGCUGCAGUUGACAUGGUUCUCCUCGGCUUUCUAUCUCCUUGGCGGUGGGCCUGUUGUAGCGUCAGCUCUCGGCAUCACCAUGAUUUCGGAUAUCGCUCCGCCAGACCAACGAACCAACAUCUUUCUGUAUCUCACUGCGUCCGUACUGAUCGCCGAAAUGCUCGCCCCGAUCAUGGCCUCCAAACUCAUGGAAACGGGCAUGUGGCUCCCGCUCCUCCUUGCCCUGGCUAUACAGCAAGUCGGUGUCACUGUGGGAAUUUUCUUCCCCGAAACGCUUCAUCUUCGGGAUUUACCUGAGCCACGAGAUGGCGAGGAUGCCAGCAUCGAGCUGCAGGCCAAAGACGAAGGACACGGGUUGAAGAUACAGCUGAAGCAUUUCAAGUCUGCGCUGCUCUUGCUGACGAGCGAUGUCCAACUUGCGCUUGUUGUUGCUCUUUUUGUCGUCAACAGACUAGGUAGACAGGCACUGACCUUGCUAAUUCGCUAUGCUUCGAAGCGCUACAACUGGGAGAUCGCAAAGGCAGCUUAUCUAUUGUCCUUCCGCGCCGCCACUAAUCUUGUUGCCGUGGCAGUCUUCAUACCCAUUGUCAACAUUAUCCUCUUGAGAUAUCUGCGUUUACCUGUUCACUGGGCUGAUUUAUGGUUGACGCGCGGCUCGCUGCUGAUCACAGCUGCAGGGUUUCUUGCAAUUGCUCUGGCUUUCGAGCCUGCCAUACUCAUCUUUGGUCUCCUCGUAUUCAACCUUGGGACGGGGUCGAGUGCCGCGAUGCGCUCAGUCGCGCUGCAUGUUGUUGGCGGUCAGUCAAGUCCUGAUGUAGGAAAGCUCAUGAGCUUAAUCGCUGUCUCUGAGAACAUCGGUGUCAUGUUGGCCGGUCCACUCCUCAAUGAGGCUUUCACAAAAGGCAUGGAUCUUAAGGGAGCUUGGUUGGGACUUCCAUUCUUCGGUGUAUUCGUUUUGUACGUUCUGGCCACGAUUGUGUCAUGCACCGUUAGCGUAAAAGACCGGGAUAUGGCCUAUGUUGAGGUUGCCACGGACGAAGACGAGGCAGACGUUGUCAAUGGAAGAAGCUCCGCGCUAGAGGACGGGCCUUCAGUAACACAUACAACAGAGCAAUAG